Linum trigynum is the source of this 3775-nucleotide messenger RNA. The record is from the annotation of a GenBank genome assembly. NCBI's taxonomy places the organism in Eukaryota, Viridiplantae, Streptophyta, Magnoliopsida, Malpighiales, Linaceae.
CAUGCAAGAUACAACAUAUUAGAACAAAAUCUCAAGUUACACAUGUUUUUAAAAAAAAUUCUCAAAAUACACACGUUAUGAAAAUAAUUCCCAAUCUACGCAUGUUUGGGCCAUCACCGCUGUCGACGAAGACAGUGAUUGCAUCACCGCUGUCGACGAAGACAGUGAUUGCAUCACCGCUGUAGACGAAGACAGUGAUUGCAUCACUACAGUACACGGCCGCAGUGAAGGCCUGACCUGCGUCGAAACUUUAAACAAACGUAACUUUGUGCUCGGUUAUCCGAUCGUAGCGAAAUUUUUUUUGAUUCCGCAUAAUUUUUCGAGAUCUUGCAAGCCGCAAAUUUCCGUAGGUGGUUUGAUCCCGCCUUCGUCUCGAAAAUAUGUCGUUUGCUACCCCGAACGAGCCUUUUUUCGAUUUCGUCAAAGUUUGAACAACCAUAACUUUGUGCUCCACAAUCCAAAAAUCAUGAAUUUUUUUUUAUUUCGCAUAACUUUUUAAGGACUACAAUUUUUAGUAGGAGAGAAUUUUCAAAAAAUGAAUUAUUUAUGGAUAUAAGGGGUUUUGGGAAUAACUUUACCUUCCUUUUCAGGAAUCCAAGUACAUUCCGAAAAUAUGUCUAUGAUAAAAAUUGUACUCCUUAAAAAGUUAUGUGAAAUCAAAAAAAAUUCAUGAUUUUCGGAUUGUGGAGCACAAAGUUAUGGUCGUUCAAAGUUUGACGAAAUCGAAAAAAGGCUCGUUCGGGGUAGCAAACAACAUAUUUUCGAGACGAAGGCGGGACCAAACCGCCUACGGCAAUUUGCGGCUUGCAAGAUCUUGAAAAAUUAUGCGGAAUAAAAAAAAAAAUCGCUACAAUCGGAUAACCGAGCACAAAGUUACGUUUUUUUAAAGUUUCGACGCAGGUCAGGCCUUCACCGCGGCCGUGUACUGCAGUGAUGCAAUCACUGUCUUCGUCGACAUCAGUGAUGCAAUCACUGUCUUCGUCGACAGCGGUGAUAGCCCAAACAUGUGUAGAUUGGGAAUUAUUUUCAUAACGUGUGUAUUUUGAGAAUUUUUUUAAAAACAUGUGUAACUUGGUAUUUUUUUUCCAACAUAUUAUGAGUUUAAAAAAAAAAAAAAACUUAAAAUCUGUGUUCUCCCUCUUCCCUGAGCUCCGCCGGCAGCCCAAAUCAGACCCACCGGAAUCAUCUCCGGCUACCACCCCCAAUAAUAGAGACUCUGGAUUUCGUCUUUAUGUAGUGUAGCCAAAGUAAAGAAGCAGGGAUGAGGAGAUUCACAUCACAUAACAUACGGCUCUAUGACUGCGUAGUUGUCAAAAGCAAACCGAAUCAUACCCGCCACAUGGGUGCGUUUGGGUCUCCAGCCAGAGUAGACUCGUCCCACCACCCACCACACAAGCUAUAAUCCACUCUCUCUUCCCUGUCAAUUUUCGUUUAAUAUUAUGGGAUUUCAGUUUCCACUUGUACAACAGUAUAUUAAGUAAGUGGAGAGCAACGAACAUCAUCCACUCUCCUUUUCAUCUUCUCCACCACAGUUCCGCAUCCCUUUCAGCCGACGUCCGCCACUACCCAUCUCUCUUCUUCGCUCACUCCCUACUUCGCCGCCAGUAACGGUCUAUUUCCAUUAUUAAUUGAUUCAUUUCGCUCUCUCUGAGUCGGACUGACCCUCUCUUUCACUUUCCCAACAACGAUGGGUUUCCUUCUCCUUCCCCUGUUUCUGGCCUUCACUCUCUUCUCCCCAAUUCGCGCUCAGCUCCCGGGGACAUGGGAGCUCCUGGUCCCCAACGCCGGGAUCGCCUCCAUGCACACCGCCGUCACCCGAUUCAACACCGUCGUCCUCCUCGACCGCACCAACAUCGGACCUUCCCGCAAGCUCCUCCCCAAACCCCGCUGCCGAAUUGACCCGCACGACGCCGUCUUGAAGCACGACUGCUACGCCCACUCCCUCGUCUUCCACCCACAAACCAACCACCUCCGCCCACUCAUGAUCCUCACCGACACCUGGUGCUCCUCCGGCCAGUUCCUCCCCGACGGCACCCUCCUCCAGACCGGCGGCGACCUCGACGGCUUCAAGAAGAUCCGCAAGUUCAAUCCCUGCGAUUGGGACGGCAAUUGCGACUGGGUCGAGCUCGACGACGCCGAAUUGGCCCACGGCCGCUGGUACGCCACCAAUCAGAUCCUCCCCGACGGCUCCGUCGCAAUCGUCGGCGGGAGAGCCGCCAAUUCGGUCGAGUUCUACCCGCCGCGGCAAAACGGCGCCGUUUCGUUCCCUUUCCUCGUCGAAACGGAGGACAAUCAGAUGGACAAUUUGUACCCUUACGUCCACCUCCUCCCCAACGGCCGUCUCUUCGUCUUCGCCAACAACAGAGCCGUCCUCUACGACCACGAUUCUAACGCCGUGAUCCGAAAUUACCCGCCGUUAGACGGCGGCCCGAGGAAUUACCCUUCCGCCGGGUCGAGCGCCAUGCUGGCGCUCGACGGAGACCACUCCACGGCCGUGAUCGUCGUCUGCGGUGGGGCCCAGUACGGCGCGUUCAUCGAGAAGAGCACCGACACGCCGGCCCACGGAACCUGCGGCCGGAUCGUCGCCACGUCGCCCGACCCGGUUUGGCAGAUGGAGGACAUGCCGUUCGGCCGGAUCAUGGGCGACAUGGUCAUGCUUCCAACCGGCGACGUUUUGAUUAUCAACGGGGCCCAAUCGGGUACUCAAGGGUUCGAAUUAGCUUCCAACCCGUGCCUCUACCCGGUCCUCUACCGGCCCGACCAGCCGGUCGGGCUGCGGUUCAUGACCCUGACUCCAGGUACCGUGCCACGGUUGUACCAUUCCACUGCGAACCUGCUCCCCGACGGGCGGGUCCUGCUCGCGGGGAGCAACCCGCACUACGUGUACAGGUUCGAGACCGUCGAGUUCCCGACCGAGCUCCGGAUCGAGGCGUUCUCGCCCGAGUACCUGGCACCCGACCGGGCGAACCUGCGGCCGGUUAUUGAAGAAAUCCCCGAAACGAUUCGUUACGGGGAGGUUUUCGAGGUUUCGGUUUCGGUUGAGUUGCCGGUCGUGGGGAUUAUUGAGGUCAAUAUGGGGAGCGCGCCGUUUGCGACUCACUCGUUCUCGCAGGGGCAGAGGUUGGUCAAGUUGACGGUGACGCCCAGCGUUCCCGCCGACGCCGGAAGGUACAGGAUCAGCUGUACGGCGCCGGCUAACGGGGCGGUGGCUCCGCCGAGUUACUAUAUGGUUUUCGCGGUGAAUCAGGGGGUGCCGAGUGUGGCGCGGUGGGUGCGGUUGAUUUCUUAGCGGUUUGGUAAAAUGGUAAUUAGGCAGAGAAGAUGAUUUUUUCUGCUUUGUAUGUACGCUUGUUUUUUUCUUGUUUCCUCUCCAACUAAUUUUGUGUUUAAAUUGGGUAAUUAAUCAAAAUGAUUGCAUAGAAGCAUGCUGGAUUGGCUGUUAAGCUGAACUUUUGAUUAUGGCUUUUGUGGGAAGCUGUCUGCAAGUCAAUCAUGGAAUUGGAUGGUGUUUUGUAACGCCAAAGGAAGAUAUAUAAUUAUGAAGGUGGAAUGGAAAUAGUUAAAUGCAACGGCUACUUUUGAUAACUUGUGUCUUGUGGCAAUAUGAGAUGAUGAAAGAUAGGUUACUUGUCAUAGGAUUUUGCUAAAAUACUUCGCAAGAAAAUUUGUUAGAACGUGUUCACUGGAGAGCGUGUGAUCGUCGGGGGUUAUAUUUUGGAGGCUUCACAAUUUUGAGGUGGAUGUGGUGAUAAUUUUAUAAAUAACAUGUCAUCAU